AGAGAGAGAGAGAGAGAGAAGAGAGAGAGAGAAAUGGGAAAAGGAAGGUUAGAGCUGAAGAGAAUAGAGAACAAGAUAAACAGACAGGUUACGUUUGCAAAGAGACGAAAUGGUCUUCUCAAGAAAGCUUACGAGCUUUCUGUUCUCUGUGAUGCUGAAGUUGCUCUCAUCAUCUUCUCCACUCGUGGCAAGCUCUAUGAGUUCUCCAGCACCUCCAGCAUGCUGAAAACACUCGAGAGAUAUGAGAAAUGCAGUUUCGGGCCACCGGAACAACGAAAACCAGCUAAGGAGGAUCUCCAGGAACAAAGCAGCUACCAAGAAUACAUGAGGCUUAAAGAACGUUACGACGCCCUGAAACAACUCGAAAGGAAUUACUAUGGCGAGGAGAUCGACUCGUUGACAACCAACGAGCUCGAGUCGCUUGAAAGGCAGCUUCAUUGUUCAUUGAAACAGAUUAGAACAAUAAGGACUCAAUCGCUGCUCGAUAAGCUCUAUGAACAACAGAAGAUGGAACACCAACUUUACGAGUCCAACAAGACUCUUCGACUCAGAUUAGACGAAGAAAGCCAAGCGGAGGCGCUCCAAUGGGACGCACACGCGAAUGGAAUGGUUUAUGGACAUCCGCACCAAAUGUCCCGUGACGCUUUCUAUCACCCCAUUGGCUGCGAAACCACUUUGCAAAUCGGGUACCAAACUGAACAAAUGUCAGCAGUGACUUCUACCAGCAUGAACCAUCAGAUGCAGGGUUGGCUUGCAUGAAACAACAGCAUUCAAUCUUUGGUUACUAAAUCUGAUUUAAUGUGGGGCCCCUCAGAAACAUUUGUUUUUAGCUUCAAUUAAUAUGUUUAUGUUUCAUUGUAAGUUUUAUCAAUCUUGACCGAAUCUAAAUUCAAGCAACUCCAAAUGUAUCUGUUGCCUGAUGGAUUUUUUGGAAC
Cynara cardunculus var. scolymus (artichoke) is the source of this 935-nucleotide messenger RNA. Its product is annotated as agamous-like MADS-box protein AGL9 homolog. Gene Ontology annotation, biological process: positive regulation of transcription by RNA polymerase II. Gene Ontology annotation, molecular function: DNA-binding transcription factor activity, RNA polymerase II-specific; RNA polymerase II cis-regulatory region sequence-specific DNA binding; protein dimerization activity. The coding region runs from base 34 to 759 and encodes 241 amino acids. The record is from RefSeq and is a predicted model, not a curated record. NCBI's taxonomy places the organism in Eukaryota, Viridiplantae, Streptophyta, Magnoliopsida, Asterales, Asteraceae. Gene Ontology annotation, cellular component: nucleus. The transcript is spliced from 8 exons.